Phymastichus coffea is the source of this 2746-nucleotide messenger RNA. It is a transcript of the gene Rac1, whose product is annotated as ras-related protein Rac1. The transcript is spliced from 4 exons. NCBI's taxonomy places the organism in Eukaryota, Metazoa, Arthropoda, Insecta, Hymenoptera, Eulophidae. Bases 392 to 970 code for a protein of 192 amino acids. Gene Ontology annotation, molecular function: GTP binding; GTPase activity; protein kinase binding. The record is from RefSeq and is a predicted model, not a curated record. Gene Ontology annotation, biological process: small GTPase-mediated signal transduction; actin filament organization; motor neuron axon guidance. Gene Ontology annotation, cellular component: cytoskeleton; cytoplasmic vesicle; cell cortex.
AUAUUCAUCAGAGCAACGACGGCAAGCGCGGAGGGAGAGGUGUCCCGGUGCACUUGUCGGCACUUUUAGCGUUCUAGCGUGAGCAGCGUAAUAUCCAGUCAUAAUUCCUGCCAGCGCGAGUUUCGGGAGCGACUCGCUGUAUACGUGCCUUGGAAAAUUCAUCUGAUCGCUGAUGCGCAUCUUUCACCGAAAAUCAUCAUCAGCAUCGCGGCCUCGCUGCUGCUGGAUAAUCCGAUCGCGAGUGACCCCCGCCUAAAUACUACAAGUGCGAGAAGGAUACCAGCGCCAUAGCGCUCCCACGACGACGUCGACUACGUGCGAGAGAGGCAUAUAGUAAGCUGUCGAGGAUCGCCGCCGCAGCAGUAGCCGGACACACUAAGGACGCAGCAAAAUGCAAGCGAUCAAGUGCGUCGUCGUGGGCGAUGGUGCUGUAGGUAAAACUUGUUUGUUGAUCAGCUACACCACCAAUGCAUUCCCUGGAGAGUAUAUACCAACAGUCUUUGACAAUUAUUCUGCUAAUGUGAUGGUCGAUGGUAAACCUAUCAAUCUUGGUCUGUGGGAUACAGCUGGACAAGAAGACUACGAUAGACUGAGACCACUGUCCUAUCCACAGACUGACGUAUUUCUUAUUUGUUUCUCACUGGUCAAUCCAGCAAGUUUUGAGAACGUCAGGGCAAAAUGGUAUCCAGAAGUACGCCAUCACUGUCCAGCAACACCCAUUAUCCUCGUUGGGACUAAACUUGAUUUGCGCGAGGACAAGGAAACUAUCGAGCGAUUAAAAGAUAAGAAGCUUGCCCCAAUUACUUAUCCUCAGGGUUUGACCAUGGCAAAGGAAAUUGGAGCAGUGAAGUAUCUAGAAUGUUCUGCCUUAACGCAAAAGGGACUAAAAACGGUGUUCGACGAGGCGAUCCGUGCAGUUCUUUGUCCCGUUCUGCAAGUGAAGCCGAAGCGCAAGUGUUGCCUGCUAUAAUAUUAAAUGUUGUUUAUCAUCGGCGCGCAACGCCACAGACGAAAUGCGGCGCCAUUCCUUCUCUCCAUCUAUCAGUCCCUUGAAAGUACUGAGGCAAACCACGCUGUUAAUUAACCGUCAAGCCGCACAAAAUAACGUCAAGAACCGUUCAAAAAAAGUGUAUGUGUGUGUGUGCGUGUGUGUGUAUACACACACACAUAUAUGUAUAUGACAAAGAAAAGAAAGAUAUAUUUCUGGCCGAGCGAACUAAUAAAGUAAAUUCAUAAAAGUACGUCGAGGGGGAGGAAAGAGAGAAGAGACUUCUAUGCCGGUAGCUUCAAUAUUUCCAGUGGUCGCGCGACAAAGGUAAAGGGUUUUAAAGCAAAUUAACGCUAUUCGUUUCCGUUUACUAUUGAAAGUUUGUACCUUUUUAAUAGAGGAACGAUCGAUUGUAGACAGAAACUAUGAGAAAACAAAAAAGAUAACAGAGCGUCAAGAUAUGAAAGCGAUUGUGUACAGUAUACUAGAGUAUAUUAAUAAUUAUUAUUAAUGAAUAUCUAUGAACGGUAAAAAAAAAAUAUAUAUAUAUAUUACACAUUCACGCUCUAAAAUAGACGACUAUGUAAGUUGACUGUGUAAUUUCUAGGCUAGUUAAGGCGCGCACGUGAACAAACCAACAAAAAUUCAAGGGAGCAUGAGUUAUACAUGCGCGUACAUGUGACACUCGUUGCUCCUUCUCUUUCUCUCUGCUCUUGUCAUAUCAUUUAAUCACUGCUCUGAUACAACGUCUGUGAUUCAUCCACGCACAAAACGAAUAAAUAAAAAUAAAAUCAAUUGUGAAAGAGCAGAAACUUUCGGAACAGCCUAGCUGGAGCGAAUACGUGUUUGUUUAAAAAAAAUUACAGAAAGAAAAUUAAGGUCGUAAAAAAUAAUGAAAUAAAUAAAAAGAAAAUAAUACAAAAAAAUUAACAAUGUUAAAAUAAUUUUUGAACGGUUGUAUGAAUGAAACCGUGAGAGGAGCGUGAACGCUAUCGUGAGAAUCAAAUGGUGUGAGGAACAACUAGAUGCGAUGCAAUACCUGAUUAUUAAUUGUAAAUAAUUGCUGGAGUUCAAAUCUUGAUCCUACCUUGCUAUUGGCUAUAUCUUUAUGAAGCUGCUAAACUAAUCGAAUCUAAAACGUUAAUUGUUUUUUUAUAUAUAUUUGAAUAAACAUUCAUCAAAAAUAAAGUAUAUAUAAAAGUCGAGACUGGAUUGCAAAAUGUUUGAUGUAAUGUGUAGUUUACACAAAUGUCUCUCUUGAUAUGUACGUGUAAUUCAACUUUAAUACACGUUUUUAGCGGUAACGCGCGUGAAACGAUAAUCGUUUUCGCCCAUACCGUAACUGUAACAAAAAAAAAAAGAAAAUGGAAAAUCCAUCGAUAUUGUAUAACUGAAUUUUCUUUAUUUAAUGGGUGUUUACUAAACUCGAGUGAUUCUUUGAGUCAACUAUCUUGCAUGUCACACGCUCUGAAUAAAUCAUAAGUCAAACCACACCUCUGUAAGUUGUCUUUUGUAAAUUUGAUAAAUUCUUUUUAAUUGCGAAAUUUUCAAUAAUCUAGAAAUAUUAAUGUUGAUUUACAAACUUUUUAUACGUUUACAUGUGUUAUAAAAAAAAAAUCAAAAAAAGAAGUAAACAAUCAUUGGGUCGCAGCGAAAAUUUCAUCGUUUUCUCAAAUAACUAGUUUUAAAUUAUUAUGUUAUUGCCUCCAAGCAAAUGUUUUAUAUAAUUUUAUAGCAAUUACCCAAAUAAAUAAAGAU